Molecule: messenger RNA, 727 nt
Organism: Melampsora larici-populina 98AG31
Lineage: Eukaryota; Fungi; Basidiomycota; Pucciniomycetes; Pucciniales; Melampsoraceae
Exons: 1
Coding region: 353-532 (59 amino acids)
Source: RefSeq, a predicted model, not a curated record
CAUCCACAUCUACAUCCUGAUUCCUCAGCAGCUUAAAUAUUUUCCUCUUGACCAAAUUGGAAAACUAUUGCGUUUCUUACUUCUACUUCAUAUAUCACACAUUUCCAUGGAUUUUGAUGACUAAUAACUACAUAAUUUAUAUUGUUACAAAGGUCGAAAUCUUCCCUUCAAGGAUAUCCGAUUGCUUUCCUCAGUGAAUCGCUCAUACUACCAAAACUGUCGUCCUUAUCUCUAUGGGGUGAUUUGAUUUCCCUCCUCAAAAUCUACGUGUCAUGGUUGAUCAAUAAUUGAAGAAUCAAAAUUUGAUCUUGCAUUCCAGGUUCUUGAUUUUCAAAACUUCACGGUGAAUGGCAUGAAGAACAUACUCAAACAAAUCAUUCCAAAACAUUCAAUUUACGUUAAAAAGAUCUCUUCCAGAGUUCCUGAAUCAGAGAUACAAAAGUCUGAAGCUUUAUGGGAUAUUAAUCCAUAUGAAGACGAAAAUGGGAUCCAGAGUUUAAGUCCAGAUACAUACUUUUACUCAAAAUCUUAGAAUCUUGUCCACAUCUACUCGAGCUCGAUAUCGAUCUUGAUAUAGAACACUUUAGACCUGCUAGAGUUUCAAGUACACUUGAGGAUCAUAUCCCAAACUUUUCCAUUCAACCAAUAUCACAACUUACUUCACUUACUCAUCUUUCAAUAUCAUCUCCUGUGACGCGAAAUCCUUACACAGAAACUUUCGUAGUAG